AUGGCCGACGCACCUUCAUCUACACCGCCGCCGCAGCAGGAGCAACCCACGCGACCAGCUUCCUUCGAGGCAAAAUGGAAGGAGUCCGACGCGUCCUUCCUCCAGCCCAGCAAAAUCCCGGUCCCAAAGGCCCACCGCGCAUGGGAGCGCCAACCGCACUCGCCGUUUACCCGCAAUGGAAAGUUCCGCAAGGUAUGGAAGCGCUACGAGCUGCGCUCCCAGCCCGACACGGAGACCAACACCGCGAAUACCGAGAAGAAUAGCCCAGCGAAGUCGCCGAGGAAGGUAGUCAAGAAGCGCGCUUUGGAAGCCCCUGCGGAUCCCACCGCGACGCCUGGGAGGAAGGCGCCGAAGAACAAGGCUUUCGCCCCGACGCGGUGGGAGACGCCGAGGAAGAAUAGCGGCAGGAUUGCUUCCCGCAAAAUUGCCCAGCCGAUCUUUGCGAGAGAGCCAAGCCCAGAGCCAGUCCACGCCGACCACUUGAAAGCCAUGACCAUGGUCAAUAAUGAAGAUGGCAACACUGAGGAAGAUGCAAAAGAAUAUAUUCAGGCAGACCAACCCCCGGGAAACAAGCAAGAUAAGCCAAUAGUCACAGGCACAGAAGACACGGAAGCAGUUGCGGAGUUUACUACGGACACGAAGCCAGAGGAUGAGACAACAGCUGAAGGGAGCCAAUCUGGGGACCGUCACGGGAGUAUCAUUCAGUCGGAAGACGAAUCUCAAAGUCUUGAUGUGGAGCGAGAAGCCGAUCUACGAACACCCGAGACAACUGGAGAACCCAAGGAUGCUGAUCUGGAUGUCGAAACGCAUGGAUUGUCGUCUGGUUACGGCGCGGAUGCAGGAGCCGGAGCUGAACUGCGGAUUGAGGAUGUUGUUAUUGAUGGGGGAUCUGUCUCUGACAAGGCGAGUCUGGAUGCUGUUGGAUCGGCGAACGAGGCAAACGAGCAGGACGAAGAACGACCAGGCCAAGAGCAACCUGAGACGGAUAUCACUGCGAACCUCGAAGCCUCUGUUCUGGUUGAAAGGGAAUUAGGUCAAAAAAAGGAGAACGAAGGUGUGCAAGAGGGUUGCGAGAAGGUAGAGGUUGAUGCAGAUGCCGUCAUGGGAGACCAGACACCAUCCAGUCUCCUGGAGCCUCGACCUUCCGAAUCAUCCGUCCAGGAUAAUGCGGCUGAUGAGAAGGUUGAGGCACCAGCUGCUCAACCAGAAUCUUCUGACGUCACUUCAACGGUAAUUGAAGCGGAUGCGAUGACAUGCAACUUGGAGCAAGUGGGCGCCGAGAUGCCCUCUACUGAUGAAUCUUUACCGAAGGAGCUUGUAGCCAUGCAAGAUGAAGAUGACCUGAGUCUGGAACAACGACUUCAAGCAGAUGCAGCAGAAACUCUUGGCUCCGGCUCUACCCUGGAGGAGGACGAAGUGCUUUUGAGUGAGGAAGAGACGGAUGAGUCAGAGCAUCUGGAAGAGGAUGAUUUAACACUUACGGAGAUACCUGAGAGCGAGGAAGAUGAUCCCGCCAACAUUCCAUCACCUUCUCUUUCAGCGGCAGAAUCCCCGAGAACCACCAAAGAGAUCGCAGAAGAGCCUGCUUCACCGCUCGACGAGGAUACCGCUUUCUUGAGGGAUUUUCUGUCGCGUGCUGACGCAUCAAAGGCAAGCCGUGAGGCCGCUGCCACUCAGCUUGAGACCAUGACCAAACGUCGGGACUCGGAUAUAGUCCGCCAGGUACUCGGCUCACCUCGUGUUGCACUUGAAGUCAAGGACCCAAAUUCACCGAAUGCCGCCAACACCGACUCACCCUCACGAAAGAACAAAGCAAAGGGCACCGAAGAUCCAUCAAGCACCACCGCUCCGGAUGACAAGAAACUGGACCUUGGCGACAUAACUUCCGAUCUCACUCUCGAAAAGCCCGCGGAGGAACCACCAGCACCCGCACCAGCUGCAACAACGCCCAAAUCGCAAAGCCGGCGCAGCUCUCGCGCACGGCAGACGCGCCUUCCGACCACACCCACCGCCUCCAACGCCAGAGGCCCCAACCGCAUCCAAUUCCGCGGCGCCAACGGGGCGGACCCGGUCGUCCUCAGGAAGUCGGAGGCGCAGGAACUAGCCGCGGCCACGCGCACCAACACGCGGAAGAACAAGGGCGGCGCCGUCGCCGCACCGAUCCGCCUCACCAAGCUCAAGGCGGAAGCCCUCAAGACCGGCACCGCUCCCGACGCACCGGCGCCCGACGGCUCUCUGCCCGUGUUCGCGGACCCGCAGAUCGACGUCUGGCUGGCCAGCAGGCUUCGUUGGGACAGCCAGCUUGUGUACUUCCAGGAGCAGGGCAACCUUGCGGGUUUGACGAGCUUGUCCGAUGAUGAGUCAACCGAGCCGGCAGAGACGGAGUCUGCUUCUCAAGGCAAGAAAGAAGAGGGCAGCAAGAAGAGGAAGGGUAAGAGUGAGGAUGCGGCUUCUACGCCUGCGCGGACGAAGCGGGCCAAGGGCCUGGGCGCUGGUAACGGCACCCCCGCGAAGGGUUUGUUGAUGCCCGCGAGCCUGCUGCCUACGGACGUACAGGCGGAGCUGGAGAAGAACGAGUCUACAGAGGAGGAGAUCAAGGAGAAGAAGAGCGGUAGUGGGAAGAAGGCAUCCGUCCUGCCGCCAUCUAUUUCGUCCAGCAAGAGUACCGGCGUUGGUUCGAAGGGAGGGAAGAAAUCGGACAAGGCAGCAGUCAAGGAAGCACAGCCUGUCGAGGCUGUUACCGAGACUGUCGCCUCAUCACAGGAAAGCAACAAGAGCGACUCCGCGCCGCCUGCUCCCACCACCGCCCCACCACCGCCGCUGCCGCCUUCCCAGCUUCCCACCCCAGCCGCCUCCCGCCGCAGCCGCCUCCAGACGCCGCGAAAGGUCAAGCUGCCCGUGCCCGUGUCUUCUUCCAUUUCUGCGUCGACAGGCAUCCCGGCUGUUUCUUCUCCUGCCAUCAAGGCGGCGCCGGCGGCGCAGGCGCAGAACAACAACAACCCUCCUAGCAGACUCAUCGGCUCCACGCCGCGGAAGAUGGCGGGCAUCACGAAGCCUGCCGUAUCUACAGGCGACGGGGGUAGUGGUGGUGGUGGUACUCAGGGGCUCAGCGCUGGCCGCAGGAGGGGUGCUGCAGCGGCGGCGAGGAGAGGCUGA
Molecule: messenger RNA, 3156 nt
Organism: Lasiodiplodia theobromae
Lineage: Eukaryota; Fungi; Ascomycota; Dothideomycetes; Botryosphaeriales; Botryosphaeriaceae
Product: C-14 sterol reductase
Exons: 3
Coding region: 1-3156 (1051 amino acids)
Source: RefSeq, a predicted model, not a curated record